AUCAAAAAUUGCCUGGGAAUUGUAUCUAUACAUAUUUUGAAAUGAGCCCUAUUUUUAUUACUACUUUUAUUAUUAUCAUCCCUUUAGUGAACCUCUCGUUCCUCUUCUCUGUUCUUCUCCGUUUCCGCCAUUAAAGCGUCUCCGCUACACUCAUUUAUUAUCACCUUUUCAAAUAUCACUCAUUAAAAAAAAAGCCUCUGUCCAUGUCUUUGGUUCACUGAAUAUAACUUAAUUUUAAUUUCAUCAGCAAUGAUGAUAUUUGAUUUGAAUACAAAUGUACAGGAAAUGAAUAAUAGCAGUGGUACGAGCAGUAGUCACUGUAACGAGUUGAAGAAAAUCUGUGUAGAUUGUCAAACGACAAGAACGCCGUGCUGGAGAAGCGGUCCGGAUGGUCCUAAAACUCUGUGUAAUGCGUGUGGGAUCAGAUACAGAAAAAAGAGUAGGAGUGGUGGUGGAUUAGAGAAGAGAGAUCAGAAGAAUAAAAAGAAAAUUGGUAAAAACAGAGCGACAAAUAAUAAUAAUAAUAAUUUAUUGGUUCAGAAUAUGUGGAAGAGGAAGCUGGGAGAGGAAGAACAAGCUGCCUUUCUUUUAAUGGCUUUAUCUUAUGGCUGUGUAUCUGCUUAGAUCAAAAAAAAGUUUGAGGAUUCAAAAGAAAAUUUUGUGAGUUAGAAAGUUGUAAAAGGAAAUUAUUAAGGAAUUUCAGUUAAUACAGAGUGAUUUAUUUUUUUA
This is a messenger RNA of Mercurialis annua (annual mercury), 729 nucleotides long. RefSeq names its product GATA transcription factor 16-like. Lineage: Eukaryota; Viridiplantae; Streptophyta; Magnoliopsida; Malpighiales; Euphorbiaceae. The transcript has 3 exons. Gene Ontology annotation, molecular function: sequence-specific DNA binding; zinc ion binding. Gene Ontology annotation, biological process: regulation of DNA-templated transcription. The record is from RefSeq and is a predicted model, not a curated record. The coding region runs from base 250 to 624 and encodes 124 amino acids.